AAGUUGGCUUCGAUAUCGAACGAUCUCGAUCUAGUAAACGAUGACUACUCAUUUUUGAGGGGGUGAGAAUGACUGAUGAUCGGCUGAACAGCGCGAUUUCUUCGAAUCUUCGUUUUUGUGGAUUUUGAAGAGAAUCAUGGCGGGUCGGAUCGUCAAGUACAAUCGGUACGGUAACACACUUAAAAAAUUUUUGUUGUUCGCUGGGCUGUGGCCGGUGGCCAAUGCGAGCCUUUUCUAUCGAGUCAUUCCCUUCCUUCAUCUCUCGGCCGAGAUUUGGACGCUGUGCGCGAUCCUUAAUUUCUGCUGGCAACAUGGGACAAAUUUUCGACUCCUCGUCAAAGGACUUGGCUUAGCCCUCAGUUUUCUCACGACUUUGCAAAAAAUGUUUUGUUUGUUGCUAUAUCGAGAUCGGUUGAUCGAGUUACAUACGAAUCUGGAAGCAAGUUUUUCCCAAGAUCUCGAGGACUCGGAGCUGCGGCCAAUAUUACUAUCGCCUUUGCCAAUGUACUACCGAGCUUCGUUGGUCCUGUCAGUCGGAGCGAUUUCAUUGCUCAUAAUGUACUGGGUAGCUCCAAUUUUAUUAAUAAUUAUUCAGGUCGCUCAUGGCGCGAGUGUCACAAAAUACAUUUUACCAUUCACUACGAUUUAUCCGGGCUCGAUCGGUCCCACAAACGCAUGGCUGUACUCGGGUUUGUACAUUUUCGAGAUUUACGCCGGUACCUUCGUCGGCUGCAUCGCAGCAUCCGUCGACUCCCUCUUCGCCUAUUACAUCUUCCAAAUAUCGGGACAACUCCGCACGCUAUCACAUCGUUUAAAUCAAUUGAAAGCGAACGAAAACGACGAGCAAGUAAUCAGGCAAUGCGUCUCGAGGCAUCGCGUUCUCACGCGGUGCCAAGCUCAUCUCGAACGGAUCUACGGACCGGUGGUACUUUGGCUAUCGGUUACAAACGCCAUGAUUAUGUGCGCCAUGAUUUGGCAAGCUGCUCACAUAAACCCGAAAAAAGCCAUGAUCGUUGGCAUAUUCAUCGUCAUGAAGGCCAUUCAAACGCUCUUCUAUGGCUGGCUUGGCACGUCCUUAACCGUCGAGAAUGACAAAUUUCGAGACGCGAUCUACGCAACCGAUUGGCCAGGCUCGGGUAAAAAGUCUCUGAUGACCAGCAUCCUGACGAUGAUGAUCUACAACAGGCCGUUCGUGCUUAAAGCCUGCUCAGUCGCGACCAUAUCCGUGGACAUGUUUCUCGCCGUCUGCAAUACCGCCGUCUCGUAUUACUUCAUGCUACGAACUUUGGAGGAACGGAAAGGCCUGAUAAUAUAAUUGUAAUGAUUUGCAGGAAUAAAUUAUCGAAUGUGUGUAACGAA
Molecule: messenger RNA, 1359 nt
Organism: Venturia canescens
Lineage: Eukaryota; Metazoa; Arthropoda; Insecta; Hymenoptera; Ichneumonidae
Product: odorant receptor Or2-like
Exons: 5
Coding region: 137-1315 (392 amino acids)
Biological process (GO): sensory perception of smell; detection of chemical stimulus involved in sensory perception of smell
Cellular component (GO): plasma membrane
Molecular function (GO): odorant binding; olfactory receptor activity
Source: RefSeq, a predicted model, not a curated record